GUAGUGCAAAGACUCGUUACAAUUCUUUCAUAAACGGCAAGAUAUUCGACGAAAUGGUAGAGAAAUUGAAUCCUCAAUUAUCCGCAGUUGGCGAAAUGGCGGUACCCGACGUUCAAAUCAUCACUUCCGGUGGGCUUCGCAUAACAGCACACUCGCACAUUCUGGCUUCAGCAUCGCCGGUACUGGAAAGUAUGAUAGAAAGGCCGAAAAAGCGCCGGAGCUCCCAAAGGAAUAUUCCGAUACCCGGCGUUCCAUGCGACGCCGUUUCCGUGUUCAUCCAGUUCCUCUAUUCCUCCAAGUGCAGUGAGGAGCAGAUGGAGAAGUAUGGGAUCCACCUGCUGGCAUUAUCACACGUGUACUUGGUACCACAGCUAAAGCAGAGAUGUACAAGGGAGUUGUCACGACGGUUGAAUACUGAGAAUGUGUUGGAUGUACUUCAACUUGCUAGACUUUGUGAUGCACCUGAUCUUUACCUCAAGUGCAUGAAAAUGCUGUCUUGUAAUUUCAAGGCUGUUGAGCACACUGAAGGAUGGAAGUUCUUGCAAAAUCAUGACCCUCGGCUUGAGCUUGAAAUUCUGCAGUUCAUUGAUGAAGCUGAAAUGAGGAUAAAGAGGACAAGGAGGAAUAGAGAGGAGCAGAAGAUGUAUCUACAGCUAAGUGAAGCAAUGGACUGUCUGGAGCACAUAUGUACUGAAGGGUGCACGAGCGUUGGACCGUGUGACAUGGAUCCGAGCAAGAACAAGGGUCCCUGUAGCAAGUUUUCGACAUGCCAUGGCCUCCAGCUUCUGAUAAAGCAUUUUGCAGCGUGUAAGAAGAGGGUCAAUGGAGGAUGUUUGCGGUGUAAAAGAAUGUGGCAGCUAUUUCAAUUGCACUCCUCAAUUUGUGAUAAGCCUGAGCAAUGCAGGGUUCCUCUCUGCAGACAAUUCAAAUUGAAGGUGCAGCAAAACAAACGAGGAGAUGAUGCUAGGUGGAGAUUACUCGUGAGAAAGGUGGCAUCAGCUAAACUUAUAUCGUCAUUGUCUCUCCCCAAGAGGAAGAGAGAAGACAAACCUUGGAUUGCCCAAAUGAAAACCUACCUAGAAUAUAUGGACACUAGUCCAAAGUAGAAAUUAUUGGUGAAUUGCAAAAAAUUUUGUAAAUGAAAGUUGGGCUUGUAGCUGUCACACCCUUUUUUUUUCUUUUUUCUUUUUUUUGGGGUUAGGGUGGGGUGGGAUGAGGGUUUGAGCUAUUAGCUUGUCCCCGACAACAUUUACAAGUGGCUCGUUUCCUCAUAGAUGGGGUGGAGAAGUAACAUUCCGGAGUUCCUUACUCGAUAAUCAAGAAGCUUGGAUAAACCUCAAGUGGAUGAUGGGGGUAGUAUAUAGUUUGUGAAUGGAGCGUUUGCUUGUCAAUUUAUCUUAUCCAUAUAUUUAAAGCUAUGCAAGUUGCUUGUAAAAAGUGUGGACCAAUUGGUCUCAGUUCUGAUAUUUAAAAUAUUAUCAAGAUA
Molecule: messenger RNA, 1486 nt
Organism: Olea europaea var. sylvestris
Lineage: Eukaryota; Viridiplantae; Streptophyta; Magnoliopsida; Lamiales; Oleaceae
Product: BTB/POZ and TAZ domain-containing protein 1-like
Exons: 5
Coding region: 54-1106 (350 amino acids)
Cellular component (GO): nucleus
Molecular function (GO): protein binding
Source: RefSeq, a predicted model, not a curated record